AUGCACUGGACACCAGGCGCACUGAGCCGGAACCAUCCUUCCUGGCUGGAUGCUCACCCUAGCCCGGCAGAUGCGGGGAGCUGGGAUGUAGCGCAUAACACGGUGCCUGACCAGUACGGAGCUCGCCACUGUAAGCACAGGGAGUUGGCUCAGAGACCCAGACCCAGACCAAGAACCAGACCCAGAGACCCAGACCUAGACACAGAACCAGACCCAGAGACCCAGACCCAGAACCAGAGACCCAGACCUAGACACAGAGACUCAUACCCAGAGACCCAGAUCCAGACCCAGAGAAACAGACCUAGACCCAGUGACCCAGACCCAGACCCAAGACCCAGACCGAGAACCAGAACCAGACCCAGAGACCCAGAGACCCAGAGACCCAGACCUAGACCAGAGACUCAUACCCAGAGAACCAGAUCCAGAGACCCAGACCUAGACCCAGAGAUCCACAGACCCAGUGACCCAGACCCAGACCCAGUGACCCAGACCCAGAGACUCAUACUCAGAGACCCAGACCCAGAACCAGAACCAGAACCAGACCCAGAGACCGAGAGACCCAGACCUAGACCAGAGACUCAUACCCAGAGAACCAGAUCCAGAGACCCAGACCUAGACCCAGAGAUCCACAGACCCAGUGACCCAGACCUAGACCCAGAGACACAUGCCCAGCGACCCAGACCCAGAGACCAAGACCCAGAGACCCAGAGACCCAGAGACCUAGAGACCCAGAGACCCAGAGACCCAGACCCAAAGACCCAGAGACCCAGAGACCAAGACCCAGAGACCCACAGACCCAGACCUAGACACAGAGACAGACACACACACAGACACAGAGAUUCAUACCCAGAGACCCAGACCCAGAAACUCAAUGCAAAUGGGCGCAUUGCGGUUUCUGACCUGAACUAUACAAGUAUACAAAGAAUACAGACCAAGAGACCCAGACCCAGAGACCCAGACCCAGAGACCCAGACCCAGAGACCCAGAGACCCAGCAACCCAGACCCCCAGCAACCCAGACCCAGAGACCCAGACCCAGAAACCCAGACCCAGAGACCAAGACCCAGAGACCCAGACCAAGAGACCCAGAGACCUAGUGACCCAGAGACCCAGAGACCCAGAGACCCAGACCCAGAGACCCAGAGACCAAGACCCAGAGACCAAGACCCAGAGACCCAGAGACCCAGAGACCCAGAGACCUAGAGACCCAGCGACCCAGAGACCCAGAGACCCAGCAACCCAGAGACCAAGACCCAGAGACCCAGACCCAAAGACCCAGAGACCCAGAGACCAAGACCCAGAGACCCAGCAACCCAGAGACCAAGACCCAGAGACACAGACCCAGAGACCCAGUGACCCAGACCCAGAGACCCAGAGACCCAGAGAACAAGACCCAGAGACCCAGAGACCAAGACCCAGAGACCCAGCAACCCAGAGACCAAGACCCAGAGACCCAGACCCAGAGACCCAGAGACCAAGAGACCAAGACCCAGAGACCCAGACCCAGAGACCCAGUGACCCAAACCCAGAGACCAAGACCCAGAGACCCAGAUCCAACAACGUCGGCAGUUCAGCCGUGAAGGCCCGGCGGGGCUCCGCGCAGGCAGCAAAACGGGUCCGUACAGGUGACCGCAGCCCAGGAGCGAUUGAUGGAACUCCUCAGCUGGCUAGCUCCGGAACAACCGAUGCUCGCUCCGGAAUCGACGAAAACUCCAACUAUAGCCAGGAACAUUUUGUUGUGUUUUGUAUUUUACAUAAUGCUAAACAACCACCAUCACCUCCACUACCUCCACAACCACCACCACCUCCACCACUACCUCCACCUCCACCACUACCUCCACAACCACUACCACCUCCACAACCACCACCACCUCCACAACCACCACCACCACCACCCCCACCACCUCCACAACCACCACCACCUCCACAACCACCACCACCUCCACCACUACCUCCACCUUCACCACUACCUCCACAACCACCACUACCUCCACCACUACCUCCACAACCAACACCUCUACAACCACCUCCACCUCCACCACCUCCACCACUACCUCCACAACCACCACUACCUCCACAACCACCUCCACCUCCACCACUACCUCCACAACCACCUCCACCACUACCUCCACCUUCACCACUACCUCCACAACCACCACUACCUCCACCACUACCUCCACAACCAACACCUCUACAACCACCUCCACCUCCACCACUACCUCCACAACCACCACCUCCACCACUACCUCCACCUUCACCACUACCUCCACAACCACCACUACCUCCACCACUACCUCCACAACCAACACCUCUACAACCACCUCCACCUCCACCACUACCUCCACAACCACCACUACCUCCACAACCACCUCCACCUCCACCACUACCUCCACAACCACCUCCACCACCACCUCCACAACCACCAUCACCUCCACAACCACCUCCACCACUACCUCCACAACCACCACUACCUCCACCACUACCUCCACAACCACCACCUCUACAAACACCUCCACCUCCACCACUACCUCCACCACCUCCAGCACCUCCACCACGACCUCUACAACCAGCACUACCUACAUCACCAUCUCCACCACCUCCAUCACAUCCACCACAACCUCUACAACCACCACCACCUCCACCACCUCCCCCACUAUCUCCAAAACUGCCACCACCUCCACCACCUCCACCACCACCACUACCUCUACAACCACCACUACCGCCACCACCACCUCCACCACCUCCACCACUACCUCUACAACCAUCACCACCUCCACCACUACCUCUACAACCAUCACCACCUCCACCACCUCCACCACCUCCACAACCACCACUACCUCCACCACCAUCUCCAAAACCGACACCACCUCCACCACUACCUCCACCACCUCCACCACCACCACCACCGCCACUACCUCUACAACCACAACCACUACCACCUCCACAACCACCACCACAACCACAACCUCUACAACCACCACCUCUACAACCACCACCAGAACCACCACCUCUACAACCACCUCCACCACCACCUCCAACACCACCUGCACAACCACCACCUCCACCACUACCUCCACCACCUCCACCACCUCCACCACCACCACCACUACCUCUACAACCACAACCAUUACCACCUCCACAACCACUACCACAACCACAACCUCUACAACCACCACCUCCACAACCACCACCAGAACCACCACCUCUACAACCACCUCCACCACUACCUCCAACACCUCCACCAUUACCUCCACCACUACCUCUACAACCACCACAACCACCACCACAUCCACCACUACCUCUACAACCACAACCACUACCACCUCCACAACCACCACCACAACCACAACCUCCACAACCACCACCAGAACCACCACCUCUACAACCACCUCCACCACCUCCACCACUACCUCCAACACCUCCACCACUACCUCCACCACUACCUCUACCUCUACAACCACCACAACCACCACCACAUCCACCACUACCUCUACAACCACCACUCCCUCCACUACCACCUCCACCACCUCCACCUCCACCUCCACAUCCACCACCUCCACAACCACCACCACCUCCACCACUACCUCUACAACCACCACUCCCUCCACCACCACCUCCACCACCACCACCACUACUUCUACAACCACCACCCCCUCCACCACCUCCACCACCACCACUACUUCCAGCUCCUCACCCUUCCCUAUUUCUCCUCAUCCUCUAA
This is a messenger RNA of Oncorhynchus masou masou (cherry salmon), 3720 nucleotides long. Its product is annotated as proline-rich protein 36-like. Bases 1 to 3720 code for a protein of 1239 amino acids. The record is from RefSeq and is a predicted model, not a curated record. The transcript is spliced from 7 exons. NCBI's taxonomy places the organism in Eukaryota, Metazoa, Chordata, Actinopteri, Salmoniformes, Salmonidae.